GACCGGAAACUGGUCGACACCACCGUGAGCUUCGCACAAGCGGAAGAAACACAGUGACGCAAUAGCAAGUCCGUGUUGAUUAUCGAUUUAUCGAUUAAUCGGUUAAACACCAAUCGGCCUCUCGGUGUCCGUCCGCGCGACAAAGAACCGGUGUGACGAACCGGGUGAAGAACCACCGGAUAAAGAACCGGAAACGGGACUUUGUAACUUCCGCUCCGCUCUUCGCUCGAGGCCUCGCGGAUUCAGGCUCGUUUUUUACCCCGGACCGGGUUCAGGACCGGUUCUAGGAAUGGGAGCCCACCGCAGCGAGGGGGGCCGGGACUGGCUGGUUCCGGACGGGCCGGAGCAGACGGAGCAGAGCCCGAAGCCGUGGAACUUGAUGAUCAAACACAGACAGAUACACAGACGAGGACGCCGCUCACACAUGGCAGUCAGCUACACUGAUCCUCAGGUGUCCAUGGACCUGUUGAGGGCCGUGCUUCAGCCCAGCUUCAACGAGGAAAUCAUGGCUGUGUUCAGGAAGUACCACAAGUUCUUUGAGAAAGCGGCGGAGAACGUGAAGGAGAACGCCGGUGACGACGUUCAGACCGACCAGCUGAUCAGAGAGGCCUGUAGGAACGUUCUGGAACACGCCAAACAGCUGUUUCCAGAGGCGGAGGUGAAUAGGGCAAGGUCAGAGGUCGCCAUCAAGAGGUCCAGACCCGCUGCUGAUGAAGACUACAGUCAGAGAGGAAGCCCCGUCCCCAAGAAGAGAAGGGCUCGUCCAGGUGCGGUGGCGGCCUCCGAUCGACCUCACACCUUCUCCACGCAAGUGAAGCUCAAGUCGGAGCCGAUCAAGAGAGAAGGACCGAAGUGGGAGCCAUCCAGACUGAAUGAAAGCAGCACAUUCGUUCUCGGCUCCAGAGCCAACAAGGCGCUGGGGAUGGGCGGGACCAGAGGACGCAUCUACAUCAAACACGCCGAUCUGUUUAAGUAUGCAGCGGAUGCCAAGGAUAAGCAGUGGCUGGCAGAGAGACACCACAUGAGAGCCACGGGAGGGAAGAUGGCCUACCUGCUGAUUGAGGAGGACAUUCAGGAUCUGUCUCGCAGCGACGAGUACAAGGACUGUGCAGACGUCAAGAUGGACGAGUUGAAGCCGUUCUCAGUUCCUCUGUGGAUAGUGGAGAAGAUGCAGAGAGCCAUGGAGGCUCAGAGAGACGCCGACCCCUGAAGCUGACCCCCAUCAAAUGCCCCCCCCCCCCCCCCCCUCAGUGAUCAUGUUGUUCUUGUUAAUGCCGUUUAAAAAAAAAAUGAAAUAAAAGACAAACCCUGCA
This is a messenger RNA of Cyclopterus lumpus (lumpfish), 1313 nucleotides long. RefSeq names its product deoxynucleotidyltransferase terminal-interacting protein 1 (gene dnttip1). NCBI's taxonomy places the organism in Eukaryota, Metazoa, Chordata, Actinopteri, Perciformes, Cyclopteridae. Gene Ontology annotation, cellular component: nucleus. The record is from RefSeq and is a predicted model, not a curated record. The coding region runs from base 290 to 1210 and encodes 306 amino acids. The transcript is spliced from 13 exons. Gene Ontology annotation, molecular function: DNA binding; nucleosome binding.